Notechis scutatus (mainland tiger snake) is the source of this 2392-nucleotide messenger RNA. It is a transcript of the gene CDC6, whose product is annotated as cell division cycle 6. Gene Ontology annotation, cellular component: nucleus. Lineage: Eukaryota; Metazoa; Chordata; Lepidosauria; Squamata; Elapidae. Gene Ontology annotation, molecular function: DNA replication origin binding; ATP hydrolysis activity. The record is from RefSeq and is a predicted model, not a curated record. Gene Ontology annotation, biological process: cell division; mitotic DNA replication checkpoint signaling; DNA replication initiation.
CGUUCUAGUACAUCCAUUAUGCCCAGUACGAGGUCUCAGUCCCAGAUCCAGAAGACUAUAAACUUUCCAAAGCGAAAAUCAGUCAGGACACUUCAGAAAUCAUUAGAGAAAAAGAAGGGUUCCCAUCUAGAUUCAGCAACAUUGUCAGUCUCUUUGGCACCUUCUCCAAAGCAGGUCUUGCCUCUCAGUCCCCGCAAACGCCUAGGUGAUGACAAUCUUUGCAAUGUUGCCCACUCGUUACUUUGUACCCCAACUAAGCAGAGUAAAAAAGAAAACAGCCUUCCAGCAACCUCCCCCAGGGCCCGGACUUUACUCUUCAGUGAACAUUCAGGCUCCAGGACUCCCACCAAGUGCAGCAAUUUGAUUCAAUCUCCUAUACAGAGGAGUCAAGAAACACCCACUACUAUGAAGUACUACUCUCUUAAAAAAGAGCGAGUAAAAAUGCAGCUGUUUAAGCCAGAAGGUACCUGUUAUCAGCAGGCAAAAAGUCUUCUUCACACAGCUGUUCCAGACCGAUUGCUUGCAAGGGAAAAAGAAACAGGUAUUCUGCAACAAUUUCUCCUGGAACACGUCUGCAGAAAGAAGCCCGGAAGCCUUUAUAUAUCUGGAGCCCCUGGCACUGGGAAAACUGCUUGCCUCAACAGAGCCUUGCUGGAUUUGAAGACAGAACUCACUGGGAUUCAGAUCACAGUCUUAAAUUGCAUGGCCUUAAAGAGCUCCCAAGCUGUCUUCCCGGCAAUUGCCGAACAGUUGGGCCUGGCUGGAGCUGCCAAAGCGGCCAAAGGUGAUGUCAUCAGAAAGCUGGAGAAAUGGUUGACAUCAGAAAGUGCAUCGAUGGCUUUGGUUGUAUUAGAUGAGAUGGAUCAGUUGGAUAGCAAAGGACAAGAUGUUCUCUAUACAGUAUUUGAGUGGCCUUCCCUUCCCAACUCUCGGCUCGUUCUCAUUGGUAUAGCUAAUGCUCUGGAUCUCACUGAUCGCAUCCUGCCUCGCCUGCAGACCCGACCUUUGUGCAGGCCACAGCUACUAAACUUUUCCCCAUACAGCAAAGAUCAGCUGGCUUCUAUUCUGCAGGAACGUUUGAAGAAGGUGUCAGGGGAGCAGGUGUUGGACAAUGCCGCUAUCCAGUUCUGUGCUAGAAAAGUCUCUGCCUUCUCUGGGGAUGCCCGCAAAGCACUGGACAUCUGCAGGAGGGCCAUUGAAAUUGUGGAGUCAGAUGUGAAGACCCAAUCUAUAUUUAAACAAAUGCCUGCUUCUGAUUCCAGCCCUAUGACAUCAAUCAAAUCUCAUUCGAAAGCAGCUGCAGACUCUGAAGUACUCAAGCGACGAGUGGGCCUGUGUCACAUCUCCCAAGUGAUCUCUGACGUGUAUGGUGACCGGAUGGCAACUGGUAGCAGUUACGGUGAUGCUUCUUCCUUCCCACUGCAACAGAAGAUUUUAGUCUGUUCUCUGUUGCUCUUAACCAAGCAAAAGAAUACCAAAGAAGUUAACCUAGGAAAGCUGCAUGAAGCCUACAGCAGAAUUUGUCAGAAACAGAAAGUUGGACCUGUUGACCAAUCGGAAUGCCUCUCACUCUCAGCUCUUUUGGAAUCUAGGGGCAUUGUAGGACUCAAAAAGGCGAAAGAAGCACGGCUGUCUAAGGUCUUUCUGAAAAUAGAAGAGAAGGAUGUGGAGCAUGCCCUCAAGGAUGGAGUCUUGGUUGGAAGCAUUUUGGCUGGGGGCCUUUAAAACUGUUGCUUUGUUCACUUGUACAACAUGUUGCCUCAUACGUCUAUUAACUUUAGGAAUGGACUUCAUCAAGACAUAUAGGGGUGCAAUGUUCGGAAUAUUUGGAUCAUUGGGUUUAUUUUAAACAAUAUCAGUGUUAUAAAAAUUGCCCUACUUUCAAGGUUUUAAAAACUUUUUACCCUUUGACUCUUACCUAUCACUUUUAAUUCUCAUUUGGAGAUUUCUUUUUGAAUACUAGAAAUACUUCUCCCUCUUUCCUAGCCACAGGGCAGUCAACCUUUCCUCUGCUGCCCCUUCCCUCUACAAAUAUGGAACUGCCAAUGUGAUAUUUGCCUCCAUGAUUAAAAGCAGAGAUGAGAAAGGAUGAAAGAUGUCAAUAAGAGCCCAUUUGCAGACACAGCCAUUAAUGUUGCCAUAGAAAAUAAGAAAUACAGUAGCUUGAGUUCUUUUGAAGUUGGACUAUGUCAUUGAUACUGAGGCUUAGCCCUGUACAUACAGGCACAAACACCACUGAGGGCCCUUGAACAUCUUAACAUUUGUGGCUACAAUCUUAGCACCAAAAUUAAUUUUAGACCUGGAGCAGAGUCAUUUUUAUUUCUGAGCCAUUUCUUUUGAAAAAUUGAAUUAAUUGAAUAGCUUGAUGGUUUUAUACGAUUCUAAUUUUUUU